AUGUCAUUCUCUCAUAAAGAACAACCAGAUGUUUUAGUACUUUUCGAUGUUGAUGGUACUUUGACCCCAGCUAGAUUAACCAUUUCUGAUGAAAUGAGAACUACUUUAGAAAAAUUAAGAAAAAAAGUUGUUAUUGGUUUUGUUGGUGGUUCUGAUUUAUCUAAACAAGUUGAACAAUUAGGUGAUUCAGUUUUACAAGAUUUUGAUUACUGCUUCUCUGAAAAUGGUUUAACUGCUUAUAAAUUAGGUAAAGAAUUAGCUUCUCAAUCUUUCAUUAACUGGAUUGGUAAUGAAAAAUAUAAUAAAUUAGUUAAAUUUAUCUUAAAACAUUUAGCUGAAAUUGAUAUUCCAAUUAGAAGAGGUACUUUCAUUGAAUUUAGAAAUGGUAUGAUUAACGUUUCUCCAGUUGGUAGAAAUGCUUCUACUGAAGAAAGAAAUGAAUUCGAAAAAUUCGAUAAAGAACAUCACGUUAGAGAAACUUUAGUUAACGCCUUGAAAGAAAACUUUGCUGAUUACGGUUUAACUUACUCUAUCGGUGGUCAAAUCUCUUUUGACGUCUUCCCAACCGGUUGGGAUAAAACUUACGCUUUACAACACGUUGAAAGUGAAGGUUUUAAAGAAAUUCACUUCUUUGGUGAUAAAUCUUAUAAAGGUGGUAACGAUUACGAAAUCUAUACCGAUGAUAGAACUAUUGGUCAUGCUGUCAACAACCCAAAUGACACCAUUAAGAUCUUAAAUGAAGUCUUUAAAUUAUAAGUAUAUAAUAUUAAGUAGAAUAUCUCCUAUAUACGGCUGA
Molecule: messenger RNA, 796 nt
Organism: Hyphopichia burtonii NRRL Y-1933
Lineage: Eukaryota; Fungi; Ascomycota; Pichiomycetes; Serinales; Debaryomycetaceae
Gene: PMM1
Product: phosphomannomutase
Exons: 1
Coding region: 1-756 (251 amino acids)
Biological process (GO): mannose metabolic process; protein N-linked glycosylation; GDP-mannose biosynthetic process
Cellular component (GO): cytosol
Molecular function (GO): phosphomannomutase activity
Source: RefSeq, a predicted model, not a curated record